Boleophthalmus pectinirostris (great blue-spotted mudskipper) is the source of this 558-nucleotide messenger RNA. RefSeq names its product mitotic spindle assembly checkpoint protein MAD2A-like. NCBI's taxonomy places the organism in Eukaryota, Metazoa, Chordata, Actinopteri, Gobiiformes, Gobiidae. Gene Ontology annotation, cellular component: kinetochore; cytoplasm; nucleoplasm. Gene Ontology annotation, biological process: mitotic spindle assembly checkpoint signaling. The record is from RefSeq and is a predicted model, not a curated record. The coding region runs from base 125 to 382 and encodes 85 amino acids. The transcript is spliced from 3 exons.
GUCGUCUACAAACACAGAGUGACGUCCAGAGCUCUGCUGGAGCUGUGGGGAAGUUCAUGAAUGUUAUAGUUGAUGUUUCAGAAAAAAGGAAGAUGUUUGAGAACCAACAAAACACAGACCACAGAUGAACAAAGGUGAUGUGACACUAGGAGACUUUAUACCAGAUGCCCUCCCUGUUACUGCGUUUAGAGGAAGAAAAGCAGCACAUGGCGCCUUUGACCUGCUGGUUUACACCGACAAAGAUCUCGUGGUCCCCGAGAAGUGGGAGGAGUCCGGCCCUCAGAUCAUCUCCCAGUCGGAGGAGGUGCGUCUGCGCUCCUUCACCACGUCCAUCCACAAGGUCAACAGCAUGGUGGCCUACAAGCGCUCAGACUCUCUGUGAUCCUGGGAUCCAGAGCCGAGUCUUUGUGCCUCUUCCCCCUCUGCGCUCUCGUGUAAAUAUUCUGCUCUCUCCACGACUACUGUUUUGUUUGGUCUCCGUCAGCCUGUUUUAGAGAAUAGUUUUUUGUAUGUUCAACUUUUUAAAAAGACCAAAAAAUAAAGGACUACUAUCUAAAA